Molecule: messenger RNA, 3498 nt
Organism: Manis pentadactyla (Chinese pangolin)
Lineage: Eukaryota; Metazoa; Chordata; Mammalia; Pholidota; Manidae
Product: serine/threonine-protein kinase TAO1-like
Exons: 20
Coding region: 480-2738 (752 amino acids)
Biological process (GO): execution phase of apoptosis; protein phosphorylation
Molecular function (GO): protein kinase activity; ATP binding
Source: RefSeq, a predicted model, not a curated record
GAGCAUCAUGUGACCAUUUGGCUGCGAGAGCUGAUGACGCAUGAGCCUGCGCUCGGCGUUUCAGCUACAAGGGAAAGGAGUUAAGGAAGGAGUUGGGGUCUGGUGUGGGAAGUCGGGGUGCAGCCAGACGGAUCUAGGUCGAGCAGCCAGGUAAUAAUUUCAAGAUGCCAGGACGUUCCAGUUCAAAUUCAUGUUCAACUGGUUUUAUAUCCUUCAGUGGUAUAGAAUCUGCUCUCUCCUCGCUGAAAAACUUCCAAUCCUGUAUCAGCUCCGGAAUGGACACAGCCUCUAGUGUUGCUCUGGAUCUAGUCGAAACUCAAACUGAAGUGAGUAGCGAAUACAGUAUGGACAAGGCAAUGGUUGAAUUUGCUAUGAUGGAUCGAGAACUAAACCAUUAUGUAAAAGCUGUUGAAUCUAUGAUAAGUCAUGGUUGGGAGAGCAGCAUAAAAUUAGAAUCAGCCAGCUGAUUGCCCAGCAGGAUGUCGUCAACUAUCCAAGCACAGAGCCUGAAGGACCCUGAGAUUGCAAAACUCUUCUCCAAAGAAGAUCCAGGGAAGCGCUUCACAGAUCUCAGAAAAGUUGGCCAGGGAGGCUAUGGAACAGUGUUCUUUGCACGAGAUGUGCACACCCAUGACGAGGUGGCUAUCAAGAGAAUACCUUUUACUGGAAAGAAGGCUAUGACGAGUUGGCAGCGUAUUAUUAAGGAAGUCAGGUGCCUACGAACAUUAAAACAUCCCAACAUUGUAGAAUACAAAGGCUGCUAUUUACGUGAGCACAGAGCAUGGCUUGUAAUGGAAUAUUGUUCACAAUCUGUUUCAGAUUUGCUGGAAUUUCCCAUAAUGCCAUUACAAGAAAUGGAAAUAGCAGCAAUUAUACACGGUGCUCUUCAGGGAUUAGCCUACUUCCAUUCUCAUGGCAUGAUCCAUAGAGACAUCAAAGGAACAAAUAUCCUUCUGACACCACGAGGCCAGGUGAAACUUGCUGACUUUGGAUUUGCUUCCAUGGCCUCUUAUUCCAAGACUUUUGCGGGAACACCGCAUUGGAUGGCCCCAGAAAUAAUUUUAGGCAGGAAUGAAGAACAAUAUGAUAGCAAAGUAGAUGUAUGGUCUCUGGGGAUAACAUGUAUUGAAAUAGCGGAAAGGGAGCCUCCUUUAUUUGCUCUGAAUGCAAAGCGUGCCUUAAAGCUCAUUACCAGAAAUAACCCCCCUACACUACAGUCUAAUGAAUGGUCCAGUUCUUUUCACAACUUUGUAGAGGCUUGCCUCCAGAAAAACCCUAAAGAUCGCCCUACAUCAAAGACACUUUUAAAGCACCCAUUUCUUCUUCGGGAGCGUCCUACAACAGUGUUAGCAGAUCUCCUUCAAAGGGCAAAGGAAGAAAAAAACGGAGUGCUGGACAAUCUGCGCAAUCGAAAGACGAAGAAGGUCCUUUCCCAGGAGGCACAUAAAGGGCCAGCGGUAGAAGCACAGGAAGAAAAGGACCAAGAUCACGGUGUUGGACAGGCAGGAGCAGUGCACAAUAUUGGAAGUCAUCAGUCUGUUCCCCGUAUGUGCAGCAGGACCAGGAGUCAAAGCGGUGGGGUUGACAUUCUUCAGGAUGCCUCGGGUAACAAGGAUGAGCUACCCGUGAUGGAGGGAAUCGAAACAAUUACGUCUAAUGAUUCUGCCAUCCGUUCAAGACCUGUUACAAGUGAAAUGCCAGAACAUGAGCAGGAAAGUCAGCUCAGAGAACAAAUGUCUGGCUGUAAGAGAAUGACAGAGCAACAUCAGAAACAGCUCAUGAAUCUGGAAAAAAAGUUAAAGGCUGAGAUGGAUGAGCAUCGCCUCAGAUUAGAGAAAGACCUUGAAACUCAGCGUAACACCUUCGCUGUAAAAAUGAAGAAGCUUCUCAAGAAACACCAGGCGGCAGUGGAAAAAGAGGCUAAAGUGAUGUGCAACGAGGUGAAAAAAUUUCAGCAGCGUAUCCAGGCUGAGCAGAAGAAAGAACUGGAUAGCCUUUUGAAGACCCAGAAGAGAGAAUACAAACUUCGAAAGGAACAGCUUAAGGAGGAGCUGAAUGAAAACAAGAGCACCCCAAGAAAAGAAAGAGAGGAAUGGCUUUCAAAGCAGAAAGAGAACAUACAGCAUUUCCAAGAAGAGGAAAAGACCAAUCUUCUUCAGCAUCAGAGCCGGUACCUAGAGCUGCAAUGCCGUCUCUUCGAAAGAAAGUUGUUACUUGGGUGCCACAACUUGGAGCAGGACCUUGUCAGGGAGGAAUUAAAUAAAAGAAAGGAUCAAAAGGACUUAGAGCAUGCAAUGCUACUGCGACAGCAUGAAUCCACACAAGAACUGGAGUUCCGCCACCUCAACACAGUGCAGAAGAUGCGCUGUGAGUUGAUGAGUCUGCAGCAUCAAACCGAGCUCACUGACCAGCUGGAGCGUAAUAAACGGAGAGAGCGAGAACUAAGGCGGAAGCAUGUCAUGCAGGUUCGACAGCAGCCGAAGAGUCUGAAGCCGCAUUUGGAUGAAGCACAGGAGGCAGAGUGCCAGGCUUUGAAAACGCAGCUGCAGCAGGAACUGGAGCUGUUGACUGAACUUCAGAGCAAGAUCAAAAUGCAGGCUGAGGCACAAGACGCUCAGGAGCUUCGAGAGCUUGAACAGAGGGUCUCUCUCCGCAAGGCACUCUUAAAACAACAGGGGCUCAACACUAUCUCUGAACUGAGAGAAGAAGAAACAGCAAACUUGAAGAUAAUUCAGUAAAGAGUGUGCAAUCUGCAGAAGAGAGAGGAAAAAGAAUGAACAAACGUGAACAGAGCCUCAGAUUACAAAAGGUUGAAGAGUAACUUGGAAGUUACUCCUAGUUCCCUGUUCGGAGAGGCCAGCAGAUGCCACCCUGACCAAGUGAUCUAAGUGAACAUCAGCAGGAGCAGGACAGACGGAAGUCGCGCCUCAGCUGACAGCAGCAAUGAGAGGAACACAGCAAUACUUCCAUGAUAUUUCCACCCUAGAUACCCCGCCUGAUUCAUAUCAUGAGGAAACACAUGAAACCCAGAUGAUGGACAUUCUGUGCACUAACUUGCCUGUAAUCUUUAAGGAUACCAAGGUCAUGGAAGUCGAGAGAAGAACUGUUCCUCACUGAAGGAGAUUAAAGGGCCUUGACAACUAAAUGCAGUGUGUGCUUCUGAACUAGAUCCUUUGGCUGGAAUCACUGACAAAACUUGAAUGAGUUCUGAGAAUUAGAUAGUGGUAAUGGCCACUGCCAGGUUCCUGAUUUUAACAUUUAUAUUUUGGCAAUUGAACAUAAGUAAAUCCUUAUAAUUCUACCAGGUUCUCAGUAAUUUUUUUUAUUUUCCUACAAUUAAAAUUAUUGUAAAUGUCCUAUCAUUAAUUUCUCACUAUUGUUACUUUGAUAAGUUUUAACAGUAAAGCUUUAUACUUAAGAGAAUUUUAGGUAUUUCUUGUGAAUUGAAUUGGUGCUUUUUUUUUUCUUUUUUUUCAUCUUAUAUUUCCUCAUUUUGCA